CGCGAGCGAACGCGGACGUGUUCUAGGUCAGUCACGUGACUCAUUCAUUGCCGGCUCGGGCUCUGCAGCUGACCCAAGAUGGAGGAGUACGCGCGCGAGCCUUGCCCCUGGCGGAUAGUGGAUGACUGUGGUGGUGCCUUCACAAUGGGAGCCAUAGGUGGUGGAAUCUUCCAGGCUAUCAAAGGGUUCAGAAAUUCCCCAGUGGGUGUAAACCACCGGCUGAGGGGAAGUUUGACAGCUAUUAAAACCAGAGCACCACAAUUGGGAGGUAGUUUUGCAGUCUGGGGUGGUCUCUUUUCCAUGAUUGACUGUAGUAUGGUGAAAAUGAGGGGUAAAGAAGAUCCAUGGAACUCAAUCACAAGUGGUGCCUUAACUGGAGCCAUAUUGGCCUCAAGAAAUGGACCAGUUGCCAUGGUUGGUUCAGCUGCUAUGGGAGGAAUACUUCUAGCUUUAAUUGAAGGAGCUGGUAUCCUAUUAACAAGAUUUGCCUCCACACAAUUUCCAAAUGGCCCUCAAUUUUCAGAUGAUCCCUCCCAGUUGCAGCCCUCCCCAUUUGGAGAUUAUAGGCAAUAUCAAUGAUUACAUUGUUCUACUGUUUCAUAUUGUACAUGUGAGCUGUCAUUUAUAAAGUGCUGGAAAACCAAGAUUCAGAAAAUUGGAAGUGUAUGGUAGACCUCUUUGUGCAAACUAUGGCAAGAGGACACUUAGCACUUUUUCAUUGUAAAGGUGCACAAGAGAACUUUUAGAAGAUCAUAAAUAUAUUUAUUCAUCAUAGGAUUCCAUUGUUGUAAAGUUGAUAUGUCUGACAUAACACGUUAAUGCGUAAGAUGAGGAUCAAACAGAAUGCUGUACUACUUUGGAUAUGGAAUGAAUUGAAUUUCCUUGGGGACUUCUCUGAAGUGUGGUAUUAACAAGGGUGCGAUUUAGUCACAGAAUCCAUGCCUUCAGCCAGCGCUGGCCGGAAGCUGCAGGGUCCCCUGCUGCCUGUGGAGGCCGGGAGAUGCAGGAGCCCCCUGCUGCUCCCGGCCACCACAGGUGGCACGGGGGAUCCCUGCAGCUUCCUGCCACGGCGGGCAGCACAGGGGAUCCCCACCGCUGCAGUGGCAGGGGGGACCCCUGGAGCUUCCGGCUGUUGUGGGCAGCUGGGGGAAACCUCGGCCACUUGGAGCCACCAGUGGAAGGGGACCCUGGAGCUCCCAGUCCAUGUGCAGAUGCCAAGGCUCCCAAUUUUGUCAUGGAUGUUUUUAGUAAAAGUCAGGGACAGGUCAUGGGCUUCCGUGAUUUUAUUAUUAUUAUUAUUACUAUUGCCCAUGACCUGUUCCUGACUUUUACUAAAAAUAUCCGUGACAAGAUCUUAGCCUUAGGUAUUAAUCAUUAUUUAACCAUUAACAAUAGAACUUGUCCUCUCUCUUCACAAUCAGUAUCACAUGUAGGUCACAAUACUGAGCAUUUCAGUUUAUUUUAAGAAAAUUCAUUCACCUACAUGAGUUCCAAUCAACACUCCUGAGGUGAAUUUUGGGGAGGAUAUUGUGUGUUGAGCCAAUGAAGAGUAAUACAUUUUUGUAACUCUCCUUUGUGCUGCAUAAAAUAUUUCUUUCCACACAAAUUAAAGCCAAAUUGUAAGUAAAAUAUCUUGCUUAUAAAAGGUGCCUGUUCCAGAAUUCUUCUUCCUACAGGGCUACUGUGCCUUGAUUCCUGACCUUUCUCUUAGUUUUACUGGUGUGUAAUGCUCAAAAUACUUCAGAAGAAAAGUUCUGUAUUGAUGAGAGUGUUAUUUGCAUUAAUAAAAAGUUACUGAUUUCCUCA
Gopherus flavomarginatus (Mexican gopher tortoise) is the source of this 1806-nucleotide messenger RNA. RefSeq names its product translocase of inner mitochondrial membrane 17A (gene TIMM17A). NCBI's taxonomy places the organism in Eukaryota, Metazoa, Chordata, Testudines, Testudinidae. The transcript has 6 exons. Gene Ontology annotation, biological process: protein import into mitochondrial matrix. The record is from RefSeq and is a predicted model, not a curated record. Bases 79 to 579 code for a protein of 166 amino acids. Gene Ontology annotation, cellular component: TIM23 mitochondrial import inner membrane translocase complex; mitochondrial inner membrane. Gene Ontology annotation, molecular function: transmembrane protein transporter activity.